GAGCGAGAUGUGGAGAAGCGGUGGAUGCGAGUGCAUCAAAAGAAGUACUUGGAGGCCUUGGCUGCAAACUUUGGGAAGAGUGAAGGUCAUGUGGCUACUCCUCUUCCCUCAGGGUUCAAGUGUGUGAAAGGACCAGUGGAGGAAAGUGUUGGUGAUGAGGAGAGGCGCCGUUUUCACUCCUUGGUGGGCAGCCUCAUGUAUGCGGCCGUUCACACAAGGCCGGAUGCAGCCUUUGCUACCGGGCAGCUGGCUAGGGUUGUCCAAUGCCCUAAUGAAGAGCAGGUAGCAGCUGGAGAGAGAGUGGCCAAGUACCUUGGCCAAACAGCAACUGUUGGACUGCAAUACUCCGCGGCGCCACAAAGGCGUCAAAAGGGGGCGGAUGGAGUCGAACCUGGGAGGCUCUUUCUCACCGCCUUCUCUGAUGCAUCUUGGGCAUCAGAACCAGAGGACAUGACAAGUGUGGGAGGCUUCAUCUGCUGUGUUGGUGGAGGGCCAACAGCUUGGGAGAGCAAGAAGCAAGUGGACCAAGCAUUGAGCUCGGUGGAGUCCGAGUACAUGGCACUCUUCCGUGCCAUAAGAGAGGUUGUGUGGCAGCGGUGUUUGCUAGCUGAAUUGGGGGAGGAGCAGCAAGGACCUACCCCACUCUACUGUGAUAGCCAGGGUGCUAUUGCAUUGGCUAAAAACCCCGUUCUUCAUGGCCUUACCAAGUGCAUGAAGGUGAAGUGGCAUUGGGUGAGGAGCAUGGUAACCGCGGGUGUGUGCAGCAGGCCCCCAUCAACUCAAGAAGAAUUUAUCUUGCAGAUCCAGGAACAAGAGCUCAAGAUUUCAAGCCCAAGGGACGCGGAUAAAUAUUAAAUAGUGAAAAUAGUAACGUUACUUCGUGUAGUGUUACAUUUCACUUGGCGUAGCCCCUUGGAGGGUUGGUUUCGAGACUCUUCAUGGUUGGGGACCCUGUGGUGGUGUACCACCAACCUGGACCUCGGCUCUUGGGGUAUGUAGAGGCUGGGAACCAUUUCCCUCUCGAACUCUUCUUGCUAAGUUUGUACUCCUAAGACUAUAGUGGCUGC
This is a messenger RNA of Closterium sp. NIES-67, 1067 nucleotides long. NCBI's taxonomy places the organism in Eukaryota, Viridiplantae, Streptophyta, Zygnematophyceae, Desmidiales, Closteriaceae. The record is from the annotation of a GenBank genome assembly.